CCGAUACUAAGAAAAAUUACCGGAAGUAUGAUACAGGCACAAACCAAAACAUAAAUAAAUCAUGUAUAAAUAUGUUGCUUAUAGUAGUUUGUGCUGUUUUAUCUUUGCAAGAUAACUAUUUCGGUGUGCAAGCAUUACCAGUCGAUAUGACGUCUCCCCAAGUGACUGAUCUAUCGUGGGGGAGGAUGAAAGUAGACGGGAAAGUGUAUAAAGACUGUAAGGUGUGGCCAGGAGGCAGCAGAGAGUGGGACUGGAGAGAGACGGGGACAGGGCACAACCCUGGUGUUCAGCCUGCUGAUCUGGAGGAACUGUUAAAGAGAGGUGCAGAUACCAUUGUGAUCAGCCGAGGUAUGCAGAGUGUGCUGCAGGUCCCCCAGACUACUGUAGACUAUGUGAAGAACAACCAUGCCAACGUCAUAGUGCGGCCUACCGAGGAGGCAGUGAAGGAAUACAACCGUAUGGCAGCAGCUGGAAAACGUGUUGGUGCAGUGUUCCAUUCUACCUGUUGAUACCAUAACAGAAAUCAUGCUUGAAAAAAUGUGGUUCUUGUUUAUUGGAAAGAUUUACUGUUAAAUGCUUUUUAAUGUUGUUUUUAAAUGAACGAUGAAACAAAGCAUGCACAGGUUCAUACAGUGAGGAAAAUCUCUGCAAAAGUAUUUCAGAACCAUUGUAAGUUUUUUUUAGAGACACACAGUUUUAGUUUUGUUAAAACGUAAUAAGAUUGAUUGUUCAUUGUUCACAGAAAUUUCCCUAAAACUAUUGUUCUUUCAUCUCACAAAUGAUUUCAUUGUAGCAUUUUUAAAAAUGAAAAUUUAAUUUUCAGUUUCAAGUUCUUUUCAAAUUACUAGAAUUAAUAAUCAGUACAACACUUACAUUUAUUAAUAAUAAGCAGUGUAUCAAGAAAGACUUUUUGUAGGUGGUUUUCUGGCUGUGGUGAUCAAAACAUUAGAGCAGAAGGUUUACUCAAAUAUCCAAAGCACCAGAUUGUUCUUUGUGUUCUUUAAUAUUUACUGUAAAUUUCAGUAUUAUAUCACAGUUAUAUAUCACUGUGACAGUUGUUGAACAUAUAAUGCUUCACAUCCCAAACUGGUGUUGAACCAACAGACCUUAGCAUGGCCCUGGUUGUCUGCAGGCAUUUGGUUUAAAUUGCAUCCUGUAUUUGUCAACUGCACUUAGUAUUUCACUGGCAGGAUUGUUUCAGAUGAAAAGUUUUCAACUUUUUUUUAUUUAAUUUAAUAUAGUUCUCUGAUGUUGAACUUUAUUAAAACAUCUAGUAAAAAUAAAAACUUGUAAUAUUUGAUGUGUGCAGUACAUUUUAGGUAAAUUGCUAUCUCAAAAAGUUCAUGUUACUAGGUUAUUUUUAAGGGAAAUUAAAUUAUGAUAAAAUUUGUGAUUACCUAGGCUAAAUAAUUCAAAUGAUAAUUUUCUGUAUGUGCUGUUUUGAUAUGCAAAUUGAACUGUUCCACCCAAUAAAAAGGAUGUUUGAGGAACAUU
This is a messenger RNA of Lingula anatina, 1494 nucleotides long. Its product is annotated as mth938 domain-containing protein. Gene Ontology annotation, biological process: positive regulation of fat cell differentiation. Lineage: Eukaryota; Metazoa; Brachiopoda; Lingulata; Lingulida; Lingulidae. Gene Ontology annotation, cellular component: cytoplasm. The record is from RefSeq and is a predicted model, not a curated record.